AUGAAGGCCGCACCCGCUCCGGUCGUCGUCCCGUUGGUAUGAGUCUCCUUUUCUAUUCGGUUGCUUUUGGGUUAACUCCUUUGGUUAGGGUCGUUGCUCCUUGGGUGAGAGGGCUAUAUAAUAUUGUGAUGAAGUGUCGAAUCGGGCGAAAGAAAGCAUGAUGUCGGUCUCGCCUGUUGUAACUACUUUUGUGUUUUUGGGCAACAACUACACUAUCGUGAUCAUGUCCACAACAAUAAUCACACUAUCGUGAUCAUGUCCAUGUCUCGUGAUCGUACAGGGAGACCCAAACUGAAUGAAAUGAAUGAAUGAUCGUGUCAUUAUACUCUCAGGUCGUUGCCCCGAUGAAGCCUGUCCCGAUGCAGAUGAUGUCUACGAAGAUCUCUGCCCCGAUCAAGUCCGCUCUGAUGAACGUUGCUCCAAUCAAGAUGAUGCCGCUGAAGAUCGCUGUUCCGCUGAGGGUUGCCCCUAAAAAGGUUGCCCCGAUGCAGACCUUCCCGCUCAAGGUUGCUCCGAUCAAGAUGAUGGCCAUCCAGGUCGCUGCUCCGAAGCAGGUUGCUUCGAUGGAGAUGGCUGCCCCACUGAAGGCUGCCCCGAUGUUGAAGCUGAUGCCGAUGAAGAUCGCUGCUCCGAUGAAGAUGGGGGCGAUGUCUAUGAAGAUGGCAGCUCCGAGCCCGAUGGAGGCCGCUCCGGUGACAGCGGCUGCUCCGCUGAAUGCCUCCCCGAUGAAAGUAGUGUCUACUAUGAAGAUAGAAGUUGCUCCAAGGAGUGACUCCCCGAUGAAAAUGGAGGCCAUUAAGACGGUUGCUCCGAUGCCAGUGAAGGAAACCUUGAUGGAGGCUCCUCAGAUGCGGAUGGCUGCUCCAAUGGCAAUGCAGGCUGACGCUGACCCAUUGAAGAAGCCCCUCAAGGAUGGCCACGCAGAUGGUGAUCGCAGCCUUUCCCUCAUUUAAGGCCACACUAAAUCUCUUCAGUACCUACUGGCAUAAAUCAACAGAGGUCGGCUGUUCUUCUUUCUUAGAAGAAAGGACGCGAUCACCCAAGAGUCCUUCUUGUGACUUUUCUCCUCGUCAAUUUGUAAUCCGAUCUAGAAGUUGUACACAUGAUGUAAAAUAACCUUUUUUUCUUAUUUUCCUUAUUCCCUAGUAGCUGCUUGGUGCUUAAUUUGUACAAUAACUAUAGCCUUUUACACUUCCCUUAUCCCCUACGCCUACUUGUUUCUCUUGUCCCUUUUCCUCCUUUAUCCUUAUUCCCUACUUCCCUUAUCUUGGUCCCUUACUUUCCCUAUCCUUAUUCCCUACUUCCCUAGAAAAUGUCCCUUCGACGUAUCCUUUACGCCCUGACUGUUCCUAGAGCUUGUUCCCCUCCUCAUCAUCAGUGAGCUGCCCCUCCUCAUCCUCUUUCCCUUCUAAUUUCUGGAGCCGCGAAGGAAUCUCUUGGAGAGUGUCACUCCCGCGAAGGAUGACGGGCCACCGCCAGAAUGGGGACUGGCCACGCCGGG
Amoebophrya sp. A25 is the source of this 1501-nucleotide messenger RNA. The record is from the annotation of a GenBank genome assembly. NCBI's taxonomy places the organism in Eukaryota, Dinophyceae, Syndiniales, Amoebophryaceae.